AUGAUUGACGUUCAAGUGUUUGAUAACAAUGAUAAUCCAAAUAAUUCAGACGAAGAUAGCAGUAGUUAUUCAGAAGAGGAAGAAGCUGAAUCAGGAGAUUCUUCUGAUCAAGACGAGACUCACUUUAACAGAGCAAGAGAAAAUAAAAUUAAGGAGUAUAAUGGAGAUUUAAUGAACUUUAACCUUGCCGAAUUUACGAUCCCUGAUGAAUUUCCUGAUUCUCUACGUGAAAAGUUCGAAAUUGAACAGAAAUUCCGAGAAAUAUCAGAAGAUAUCGUCGAAGAAUUGGCAGACAAAUUGGAAGAAUUCGUUAAAAAGUCACCAUCAAAUCAAUUAUUUGUGAUUCAAAUCAUAGACAGCGUUGCAAUAGCAAAACCAAAGCUUGUUCAGUUACUUGCAAAAGUAUUUUCAAGGAUAGUCCAGUAUGUACCUAUAGAUAGCAAUCUUGCAUGGGAAUCAGGUUAUUUAAACAAUUAUUUAUCCAAAGUCGGUCUAAAUUCUCAUAAACAUUCCGGAAAUACAGAAACUGACCUAGGAGAUGAUGACAUUCUCUAUCCAAAAGACAGUAUCCAGUACUUUACAACGAUUGAUGAUUUAGAAUCAUUUCAAGAUUUCGAAUUAAAGCGUUCAUGCCAACAGGAAGAAGAAGAACUAUAUUUUGUUGAACAUGAAGGCGAUCUUUUAUGUCUUGCCGCAAGAUUUGGUUCAAUUCGGAUCUUUAAAUAUUUACUUAUUUCAGGAAACAUCGAAAUCACACAAAACACAUUUAUUUGUGCAGUUAAAGGUGGCAAUAUAGAGAUAGUCAGACAUUGUUUGAAGUACAAUAAUGAUCCUUUAGAAUCAAUGAGAACAGCCAUACAUUGCAACAACUAUCAACUUGUAGAAUGGAUGAUUGAUGAGUAUCAAAUCCUUCCAUUGAUUUAUGCUCCUUUAGAAAGAAAUACUUUGAGAUACUUUUUCCCACUUUUGGACAGAAUCCAAUUUUGUACUAGACAAAACAUUUCAAGUGCAAUAUCUUAUGCAUUCAAAAGCGGAUAUAAUGAAAUAGGAAUUUAUUUACUUAGAAAAUUUGCAGUUCCAAACAUGGAUUAUUUCGGAAUUUUGAUGUGGAUGGCAAUUGGUCAAUAUAAAGAUGAAAUUUUGGAGUUUUUAGAUCUACCUAUCACCAAACAAAUUAUGGAAAAUUAUGCAUCUUCUUUUAUUUCAUAUAUUGUUGAUAACUGUACUUUUUUAAUCAAAGAUAUUUUGAAAUAUGAAGUAAUCCAAAAUUAUUUUUCUGCUGUUCUUCGCGGUAUAAUGUAUAACAAAAGUGCUUUGCAACAAUUAAUUGAUUGCGAAAUUGAUCUCGGUAAAAUUUAUAAGGAAAAAUAUGGAGAGAAUAUGUAUAAUGUCAUUGCAGGAUCUGUUGCUUUUCUUUGCGAAACAGCAUAUGACAAUCUCGAUAUUUUUGUCAAGGUUCUUGAAAAAUGCGAUAUUUCUGAAAAUUUUUUCCAAGAAUUAGUUAAUAAUUGUUUGAGUUGUGGAUGUUAUCAACUUUUCAAAUUUAUUUCAUCUUAUGAAAAGUUUAGUAGUAUGAAGCCAUAUAUUGACAUUGACAAAUCAGUUAGAAGAAUAAGAGGCAGAGAGAUUGAUUUAGAAACAUUUAAGUUAGCACUUAGUUUGGGUUCUAAUUAUGUUCCAAAUAGAGAAGAAUCGGGUCUUCAUUCAACAGAUUUAAUGAAAUUCAACAAAUUGUGUUAUAUAGAAUUAUUCAGGUUUUUUGCAGAGAAAAAUCUGGUUAAUUUCAGAAAUAGAAAAAAUAGAACUUCAUUUCACAUUAUGAUACAUAACAAAUUAUAUGACCUUGCAAUGGAAAUCCUCAAUACUUUCAAAGGAAUUGACUUGAAUGCAAAAGAUUCAAAAGGUUUGACACCUCUUAUUUUGGCAGUUUCUUACUUCAAAAAUGGAAGAACAGAGUUGUUUAAUUUGAUCAAGUUGAUGAUUUCUUAUGGUGCUGAUCCAAAAAUUGUCUCUUCCAAAGGUAAAUCUGCUCUGGAUUAUGCAGAAUCUGUUCCGAAAAAGAGUGAAUUACUUCAAUUGUUUGAAAAUUAA
Messenger RNA from Trichomonas vaginalis G3, 2091 nucleotides. RefSeq names its product Ankyrin repeat family. The record is from RefSeq and is a predicted model, not a curated record. NCBI's taxonomy places the organism in Eukaryota, Parabasalia, Trichomonadida, Trichomonadidae. Bases 1 to 2091 code for a protein of 696 amino acids. Gene Ontology annotation, molecular function: protein binding. The transcript has a single exon.